This is a messenger RNA of Phacochoerus africanus (Common warthog), 1108 nucleotides long. RefSeq names its product olfactory receptor 51A4-like. The record is from RefSeq and is a predicted model, not a curated record. Gene Ontology annotation, biological process: G protein-coupled receptor signaling pathway. Bases 1 to 942 code for a protein of 313 amino acids. Gene Ontology annotation, molecular function: G protein-coupled receptor activity; olfactory receptor activity. Gene Ontology annotation, cellular component: membrane. NCBI's taxonomy places the organism in Eukaryota, Metazoa, Chordata, Mammalia, Artiodactyla, Suidae. The transcript has a single exon.
AUGUCUUUUAUCAACACGUCACACAUUGGAAUCACCACCUUCUUCUUGGUUGGGAUGCCAGGGCUGGAACAUGCACACAUCUGCAUCUCUAUUCCCAUCUGCAGCACGUAUCUGGUGGCUCUUCUGGGAAACGGCACCAUCCUUUAUGUCGUCAGGACAGAACCCUCCUUGCAUGAGCCUAUGUACUAUUUCCUUUGCAUGUUGGCUCUGUCAGACAUGGGCUUGUCCUUUGCCGCUCUUCCCACCAUGGUGAGGGUCUUCUUGUUCAAUGCUCCUGAAAUCUCUGCCAACGCCUGCUUUGCCCAGGAGUUCUUCAUCCAUGGAUUCACAGCCCUGGAAUCUUCAGUGCUGCUCAUCAUGUCAUUUGACCGCUUCCUGGCCAUCCACACCCCUCUGAGGUACAGCUCCAUCCUGACACCCGUCAGAGUGGCCCCAGUAGGAAUGGUGUGCCUUUCCAAGAGCUUCCUCCUGGUUUUCCCCUUCCCCCUCACGUUAAGAAGCUUGAACUACUGUAAGAAAAGCCAAUUAUCCCAUUCCUACUGUCUCCACCAGGAUGUCAUGAAGCUGGCCUGCUCUGACAACCGAAUGGAUGUCGUCUAUGGGUUUUGUGCGGCACUCUGUGGUAUGGUAGACUUUAUGCUGAUUGUUGUGUCUUACAUCCUAAUCCUCAAGACUGUGCUGGGAAUUGCAUCCCGAAAGGAGCAGCUCAAAGCCCUCAAUACGUGUGUUUCGCACAUCUGUGCAGUGACCCUCUUCUAUCUGCCCAUCAUCAACCUUGCCAUUGUCCAUCGCUUUGUCCAGCAUGUCUCUCCCCUCUUCAACGUUCUUAUGGCAGAUGUUCUUGUACUUGUGCCUCCGCUGAUGAAUCCCAUUGUGUACUGUGUGAAAACCAGGCAGAUCAGAGUAAGAGUUGUAGCCAAAUUGUGUCAGAAGCAAAUAUAACAGUCAUAUAGAGCGGAAAACAUAUGGUGGGGAUGUCUUAGGUAAGAGAUUAAAUUUGAGUUUGAGAAAACCUCGCAUUUGGCACACAUAAUCAUCAAUGUAUUUUUCCUGUUGUCCUCAUCAGACGUAUUUCAUUCACAAGUGAUACUGACAGAAAGUCAAUAUC